GCGAAGAUGGAGGACGAUGGGUUCGAUCCGCUCGCCCACGAAGAUGACUAUGUGGGCACUCAAUCUUGGGCAUCCCAGACGCAGCGUGCCAGCACUUCCCGCGGCAGCGGCGGCUUCGACCUAAACUUGCAAGCGGCGGAGGGGUUUCCAGGACUUAGGGCAUACGGGAACUUCCUACAGAGCUCCGAUGUGGACCUCAACCCAUCCAUGGUGCCGCCUCCAUUGCGCGCACCGGCCCCCGCACUGACGGUGCCAACCUCCACCCGGCACCUCAACUUUGGGUCCUCCUCAGCGGGAGCUGGUGGCGGUGUUCCCUACGGUCGCGAUGGCGGGAGCCAGCAGCGUGCCACCAUGGCCCCCGUGAUGCCUCCCCGCCAUGCAGCGAGGAAUGCCGGAGGCAGCCAGCAGGGACGUCGCUCCCGUGCAAUGAGGAAUGUCAGCCGUGGGCAAGCAUCUGUCGCUGGCAAUCUCUACGACAAUUACGAAGAAGAAAUGGAGGGAGACGUGGAGGCGAGCUUCGGUGGUCCCCCGGUGAGCCAAGACCUUCGAGCUCAAUGGUCUGAUGCAAAUAAUGCUUGCUUUUUAGAACUAUGCCUAGUGCAAUGUAUAGCAGGAGCGUAUAAUGGUGCACAAAUGAGUGCUGAUGGGUACCAAGCAAUUGUUGAUGGCUUGUUGGCUAGAAAGAGGUUGGUCUAUAGCAAACAACAGGUGAGGAACCAAAUAGGGAUACUGAAAAACACCCACUCUUUCUGGCGAUACUUGCAAGUGCACACAGGGUUUGGAAGAAAUCCAGAUGGAUCCAUUGAUGCAGAUUCUGAUUUUUGGAAAACACAUAUAGAGAAGAAACCAUACCUCAAGAAGCUGCAAUAUGGUCCUCCAGCAAACUUGUAGUUGCUAGACCAAUUGUGGAGAGGGGUAACAAUUGACGGAAGUGGAGCCUUCGUGGCUGGAGAUGACUAUGGUGAAAAUGAGGGGUAGGAUGUAGGUACUACAGAUGAAGAUCCAUUUCAAGCAACACCUAAUGGCACAAGCAGCCAGAGGAGCAAGAGGUCAUUCGGUAGCACACAAAGCACUUUGUCCAGUCCAGUGAAGAAGAGCAAGAGCCCAAUGGUCAAGAUUGUCAAGGAGAUAGCCCAUACCUUCAAAGAGUCUGUCACAGUCAAUAAUUAGGUGAUACAGAAACAUGCAACUCAGAAGGAAGCCUUUUCUGUUGGGAGGUGUCAGCAGCUGGCCUUUGAGUGUGGCGUUGAGAGGACUGCUGAGUCUGUCUAUGCUAUGUCCAAGCUGUUUCAAAGAGUACCAAAGGGAGUUUUUCUGUGGCCCAUUAUUAACACCUGAGCUUCAGUUGAGUUACUUCCAGAAAUGGUGCAGGGACAACAAUUUGGAGUAGUUAGGGACUACUUGGAGAGCUUCAGUUGAUGUGUCAUGUGUCGAACUAUGCUAUAUGUGUGUUGAUGUGUCCAACUAUGCUAUAUGUGUGUUGAUGUGUCCAACUAUGCUAUAUGUGUUGUGUCGAACUAUAUCUUUUUUUAAAGAAAAGUCGAACUAUAUCUGUGUGUUAUGUCAUGAACUACCUUGGCUAUGUGUUGAACUUAUUUCCAUGUACUGUUUCAAGUUUAGUGGAAGUUUUGA
This is a messenger RNA of Panicum virgatum (switchgrass), 1632 nucleotides long. RefSeq lists its product as uncharacterized. Bases 7 to 891 code for a protein of 294 amino acids. The record is from RefSeq and is a predicted model, not a curated record. Lineage: Eukaryota; Viridiplantae; Streptophyta; Magnoliopsida; Poales; Poaceae. The transcript is spliced from 2 exons.